Molecule: messenger RNA, 986 nt
Organism: Aedes albopictus (Asian tiger mosquito)
Lineage: Eukaryota; Metazoa; Arthropoda; Insecta; Diptera; Culicidae
Gene: sqh
Product: myosin regulatory light chain sqh
Biological process (GO): locomotion; post-embryonic development
Cellular component (GO): myosin II complex; cytoplasm
Molecular function (GO): calcium ion binding; myosin heavy chain binding
Source: RefSeq, a predicted model, not a curated record
UGUUCAAGUGCGUUUUGUUUCUCCAAAUUUCCACCGUUUUCCAGCGCUUUUCCGAUAGCCCCGUAAACACCAAACCAGCACAAAGAUGUCUUCCCGCAAAACGGCCGGCCGUCGUGGAACGACCAAGAAGCGCGCCCAGCGUGCCACCUCGAACGUUUUCGCCAUGUUCGACCAGGCGCAGAUCGCCGAAUUCAAGGAAGCCUUCAACAUGAUCGACCAGAACCGCGACGGCUUCAUCGAGAAGGAAGACCUGCACGACAUGCUGGCCUCGCUCGGCAAGAAUCCGACCGAGGAGUACCUGGACGGUAUGAUGAACGAAGCGCCGGGGCCGAUCAACUUCACCAUGUUCCUGACGCUGUUCGGCGAACGGCUGCAGGGAACCGAUCCGGAAGAUGUGAUCAAGAACGCUUUCGGGUGUUUCGACGAGGACAACACCGGCAUGAUCAACGAGGAACGACUGCGGGAGCUGUUGACCACGAUGGGCGACCGGUUCACCGACGAGGACGUGGACGAGAUGUUCCGCGAGGCGCCGAUCAAGAACACCAUGUUUGACUAUAUUGAGUUCACCAGAAUCCUGAAGCACGGAGCCAAGGACAAGGACGAACAGUAAUUUAUUGUUUCGAUUUGUUUUUGGGCUUUUUUAUGUUUGUGGAUCCGGUCUUUCUGUUUCCGUGCACGACUUAAUUGUUUAGCUAGUAGUUAUCCUAUAUCUUUCCAUCUUUUUUCGACGCAAUCUUUCCAACUGUUCUUUCCUGUGUUCCAAUUGGAGUUCAAACUAUCGUCAGUAUUCUUCAUCGAAAAAGUGUAGCAUUUACCCUUCCGUUUAUUUCGUUCUAUCGCAAUCGUGAGCAACCAAGUUUAGUGGGGAUCGAGUACAUUAUGAUAACUAAAUUGUUUCGGAGAAAACAAACCAGAAUAUAUCACUUAUCUCUUAUUGAAUCGCAAGAUACAUUUUUGAAUAUAUUUAAUACCGUGUAAGAAAAGGA